CAAUGCUACGCCAAAACUCACAGAGGUCAGAGGGGGUCUUCGCUGAUCACGAUGACCCAACUCCCUAAUCACAUCUCUCCUCCUCAACCGCCGCUGCCGCCGUCCACCGACGAUUCUCGUCCUCCGCCACCGUCAACCUCCGAUGAACCCAGUGCUGAGCCUCCUAGAGACGCACCUCCUCCUCCUCGAUUCGACCCUAGCCGAAUGAUUGGUAUUAUUAGAAGGAAGGCAUUGAUAAAAGAUUUGGCAGCCGUAUACCAUGCAGAGUGCCUUACAUAUUGUCAACAACUUUUGGAACUCCAAAGAAAAUUUGAAGAGCCACAUAUAGAGAUUAAGCCUCCAGAAGACACAAGGAAAGAGAUGGCAAGGCCCACAAAGCGCAUGAAGAAAACUCGUUAGGUGUUAAACUUCAAGCUAUUUGGAUAUCAAUAGCAGCUUGAUUCAUUCCUUUUAAGAUUCUCUUCUCUACCCAUCUUAUUAGCAAGAAAUCAAAGCUUAGUUGGUAUUGUAGAGUUGCCAAAACAAUUGACUGAUAAAUGAGGAGUAGUUCUAAUAUAUGUUUCACAUUUCCUUCCAAAAACUAUAGUCUCCAGAAGUAUACUUUUCAUUAGCUUCAAACAAGUAGUUUUUCUUGUGGAAA
This is a messenger RNA of Ipomoea triloba (trilobed morning glory), 640 nucleotides long. RefSeq lists its product as uncharacterized. NCBI's taxonomy places the organism in Eukaryota, Viridiplantae, Streptophyta, Magnoliopsida, Solanales, Convolvulaceae. Bases 52 to 399 code for a protein of 115 amino acids. The transcript has 3 exons. The record is from RefSeq and is a predicted model, not a curated record.